This is a messenger RNA of Marmota flaviventris (yellow-bellied marmot), 2899 nucleotides long. RefSeq names its product protein kinase C delta (gene Prkcd). NCBI's taxonomy places the organism in Eukaryota, Metazoa, Chordata, Mammalia, Rodentia, Sciuridae. Gene Ontology annotation, molecular function: diacylglycerol-dependent serine/threonine kinase activity; ATP binding. Gene Ontology annotation, biological process: protein phosphorylation. The record is from RefSeq and is a predicted model, not a curated record.
GCAGCGGCGCCUGAGCAGGAGGCGGCGGCCGCUGGGAUCCCCAAAGCGACCCCUGGUAUCUGGCAGCAGCGCUGAGACCGGGGCCGUCCCCACCCGCCCCUGGACCCGUCCGGGUCAGGCCUGCACCGAUCCCCGUCCGCGCGCACUCCUGGGAGCAGCUCCGGGAACCAGACCCCUGCCGCCGCGACCCCUGGCGCCUGGCCUCGCGCCAGGAGGUCUGCUGGGAAUUGGCCCAAGUGAGGGCGGAGGGCCUACUUUUCCUGGUGGUUGGUGAGUGGCAGCAGCAACAGGAGCCCAGACCAAGGACAAGUGGGAGUUGGGAGCCCCAGGCCCCACCAUGGCACCGUUCCUGCGCAUCGCCUUCAACUCCUACGAGCUGGGCUCCCUGCAGGUUGAGGAUGAGGCUAAUCAGCCCUUCUGUGCCGUGAAGAUGAAGGAGGCUCUCAGCACAGAGCGAGGGAAGACGCUGGUGCAGAAGAAGCCGACCAUGUAUCCUGAGUGGAAGACCACGUUUGAUGCUCACAUCUACGAGGGCCGCGUCAUCCAGAUUGUGCUGAUGCGGGCAGCUGAGGACCCAGUGUCGGAGGUGACCGUGGGCGUGUCGGUGCUGGCCGAACGCUGCAAGAAGAACAACGGCAAGGCUGAGUUCUGGCUGGACCUACAGCCCCAGGCCAAAGUAUUGAUGUCUGUGCAGUAUUUCCUGGAGGACGGAGAUUGCAAGCAGUCUAUGCGUAGUGAGGACGAGGCCAAGUUUCCAACGAUGAACCGCCGUGGAGCCAUCAAGCAGGCCAAGAUCCACUACAUCAAAAAUCAUGAGUUCAUCGCCACCUUCUUUAGGCAGCCCACCUUCUGCUCUGUGUGCAGGGACUUUGUUUGGGGCCUCAACAAGCAAGGCUACAAAUGCAGGCAAUGCAAUGCUGCCAUCCACAAGAAAUGUAUUGACAAGAUCAUUGGCCGGUGCACCGGCACUGCCGCCAACAGCCGGGACACUAUAUUCCAGAAAGAACGCUUCAACAUUGACAUGCCUCACCGGUUCAAGGUCAACAACUAUAUGAGCCCCACCUUCUGUGACCACUGUGGCAGCCUGCUGUGGGGGCUGGUGAAGCAGGGAUUGAAAUGUGAAGACUGUGGCAUGAACGUGCACCAUAAAUGCCGGGAGAAGGUAGCCAACCUCUGUGGUAUCAACCAGAAGCUCUUAGCUGAAGCCUUGAACCAAGUCAGCCAGAGAUCCUCCAAGAAGCUGGAUUCUGAAUCUCCGGAGCCUGUUGGGAUAUACCAGGGUUUUGAGAAGAAGCCAGGAGUCUCUGGGGACGAUGCCCCAGGGAAGGGGACUAUUCCAGACCAAGAUCUUACAGGCACCAUCUCUCAAGCAGACAACAGUGAGACGUAUGGCAAAAUCUGGGAGGGAAGCUCCAGGUGCCGCAUCGAGAACUUCACUUUCCACAAGAUCCUGGGCAAAGGCAGCUUUGGGAAGGUGCUACUCGCAGAGCUGAAGGGCAAAGGACAGUUCUUUGCCAUCAAGGCCCUCAAGAAGGACGUGGUUCUGAUCGAUGAUGACGUGGAGUGCACCAUGGUGGAGAAGCGAGUGCUGGCGCUCGCCGGGGAGAAUCCUUUCCUUACCCACCUCUUUUGCACCUUUCAGACCAAGGACCACCUGUUCUUUGUGAUGGAGUUCCUCAGCGGGGGAGAUCUGAUGUAUCACAUCCAGGAUAAAGGUCGCUUUGAACUCUACCGGGCCACGUUUUAUGCAGCUGAGAUAAUCUGUGGACUGCAGUUUCUACACCACAAAGGGAUCAUUUACAGGGACCUCAAGUUGGACAAUGUGAUGCUAGACCGGCAUGGCCAUAUCAAGAUUGCCGACUUUGGGAUGUGCAAAGAGAACAUAUUUGGGGAGAACCUAGCCAGCACCUUCUGUGGCACCCCAGACUACAUCGCCCCUGAGAUCCUGCAGGGCCUGAAGUACACAUUCUCUGUGGACUGGUGGUCCUUUGGGGUCCUCCUCUACGAAAUGCUGAUUGGUCAGUCCCCCUUCCAUGGUGAUGAUGAGGACGAACUCUUCGAGUCCAUACGUUUGGACACACCGCAUUAUCCCCGUUGGAUCACCAAAGAGUCCAAGGACAUCCUGGAGAAGUUAUUUGAAAGGGACCCACCCAAGAGGCUGGGAAUGACAGGAAACAUCAGACUCCACCCCUUCUUCAAGACCAUCAACUGGACUCUGCUGGAGAAGAGGAAGGUGGAGCCGCCCUUCAGGCCCAAAGUGAAGCACCCAGGAGACUACAGCAACUUCGACUUGGAGUUCCUGAAGGAGAAGCCACGCCUCUCCUUUAGUGACAAGAACCUCAUCGACUCCAUGGACCAGACAGCAUUCGCCGGCUUCUCCUUUGUAAACCCCAGAUUUGAGCACCUCUUGGAAAACUGAGGCUCCCAGACAGGCCCUCCACCCCCCUGGGCAGAGCAGGCUAGCCCACCCUCAUCUGCACCUGCCGCUGCCCCUGGUAAGCAGCAGUGUGAUUGUCGUGACUUCUGCUGCUGCCCUCUUUUCCCCAGAGGGGCUCGGCUCCUGCUGGCUGGGCUCUUAUGGUACUUCCUCUGUGAACUGUGUGUGAAUUUGCUUUUCCUCUGUCCUCAGAGGGAAAUUGUAAAUCCUGUGUUUCAUUACUUGAAUGUAGUUAUCUAUUGAAAAAAUAUAUAUUAUAUAUAUAUAUGCAUAUAUAUAAUAGGCUGUAUAUAUUGCUCAGUAGAGAGAAAGCAUGUGGGACUGGCAAUGUAUUGAUCUUUUUAAUAUAUAUAUAUAUAUAUAUAUAUGUAUGACCAAAAGGAAAAAAAACAAAAACAAAACACAAGCUGUUUGAACCACCAGGUUCUUUUAUUUGUGUGUCUAAAUAAACACUGAAUGGUA